Messenger RNA from Lipotes vexillifer (Yangtze River dolphin), 2502 nucleotides. Its product is annotated as zinc finger protein 239-like. The transcript is spliced from 10 exons. NCBI's taxonomy places the organism in Eukaryota, Metazoa, Chordata, Mammalia, Artiodactyla, Lipotidae. Gene Ontology annotation, biological process: regulation of transcription by RNA polymerase II. The record is from RefSeq and is a predicted model, not a curated record. The coding region runs from base 1 to 2502 and encodes 833 amino acids. Gene Ontology annotation, molecular function: RNA polymerase II transcription regulatory region sequence-specific DNA binding; DNA-binding transcription factor activity, RNA polymerase II-specific. Gene Ontology annotation, cellular component: nucleus.
AUGCGUGUUGCAAAGUCUUUAGACAUAAACGACAUCUAUGAAUCCAUCGGAGAACAUGAAAUGGACAGAAACCUUUCAAAUACUGUUAUCCUCAGGGUGUUGGGAGUGACUGUAGGCCUGGUAUCCCAGCACCCGGCCCUCUGCCUGCCAAAUCCCGAGAUUGUCAUUGCAAGUCAGCGCUCCGCCCAGGCCCCGCCCCGGAAGCCCCGCCUCUUCUCUCUGCGUAUCCGCGGUUUCCUACGGAAGCCGACCCGUGUAAAGUCCUCUUCCGCGAGAUGGAUUCGCGCCCCCAGCCUGGCCCUCUCGGCCCCUGGAGGGCAGCGCCGGCCGCCGCGCUCCCGGAGAGGCCGGGUCCUCUCCCCGGUCCCGGGAUUCUGGAGAGCCCGCCCCUCUCCGGAGACCCCCUCCCUCCCUCCCAACCCCUCUGUCCUCGCGUCUCCUCAGGUUCCACCCCGCUGGAAAAUAGUCUCUUCCGGUAGUGUGGCAUCUUACUCAGUCACCAUCCCUCAUCCUUGUAAAUUCGUGGGCGAGGGGGAUCAGGAGAAGCAGAGACCGAGCGACUGGGAGAGAAGCAGGAAAACGGAGGAGGAAAGAAUGAGAGAGAACCGAUGGGAUAGUAACAUAGGGAGAGGGGCCUUGUAUCACCGCUACAGGUGUUCCAGGUGUGCACAUCAAGGAACCAGUCGUCACCUUGACAAGUGCUUUGCCUUCCAGCAGUUCAUCUGCUCAGAGUCAGCGGGACAGUUGACAUUGAAUGAUGUGGCCAUCGAAUUCUCUCCAGAAGAGUGGGAAUGCCUGGACCCUGCUCAGAGGGCCUUGUACAGGGACGUGAUGUUGGAGACCUGCAGGAACCUGAUCUCUGUGGAUAUUUCUCAUAUACAUGUGAUAAGGAAAUUACAGCUAAAAUCAAACAUUGAUAGAGGAGGAGUAUUCCAAACAGUGAUUUUGGGAAGACAUGAAAUCCAGGAAAUCAAACCUUUUUACCUCUCGGAAAUACAGGAGAAUAUGUUUGACUUUGGAUUUCAGUGGAGACAUGAUGAAAGAAAUUACAGAAAUAUCCCUACGUCCCAUAACCAAAAUGUCACUGAUAGAAGAAGUCAACAUGGUGGAAGGGAUGCGGGAAACAAGCCUAUUGGAAAUAGACUUGUGUUAAGCCUUCAGGAUGAACUUCAUAUGUUUAAAAGUAAACAGAACAUUGAUGAUUUUAAUAAAGCUCUUAAGGGUAUCAGCAGUAGUUCCUCAUUUUCACCAGUUGAAGGAAUUUCUCCUCCUGUCCAAACCAACAUUUCUAAUAUAUAUUUUAUGCAUCCUUCAAUACUGACACAAGACCAGAGCCCACACAGGGAAAUACCUUACAAAUGUAAUGAGUAUGGCAAAACGUUUCAUCAGGGCUCAAACCUCAGGAGUCAUCAGAGAAUCCAUAUAGGAGAGAAAUUACAUAAAUGUGCUGUAUGUGACAAGGUCUUUAGCCGAAAUUCAGAUCUUGUAAUUCAUCAAAGAAUUCAUACUGGAGAGAAACCUUACGAAUGUAAUGAGUGUGGCAAGGUCUUUAGUACAAAAGGAAAGCUUUCAGUUCAUCAGAGAAUUCAUACUGGAGAGAAACCUUACAAAUGUAAUGAGUGUGGUAAAACCUUUAAUCAGAGCUCAAUCCUCACUCGACAUUGGAUAAUCCAUACAGGAGAGAAAUUACAUAAAUGUGAUGUAUGUGACAAGGUCUUUAGUCAAAAUUCAGACCUUGUAAUUCAUCAAAGAGUUCAUACUGGAGAGAAACCUUAUGAAUGUAAUGAGUGUGGCAAGGUCUUUAGUCAGAAAAGAAAGCUUUCAGUUCAUCAGAGAAUUCAUACUGGAGAGAAACCUUACAAGUGUAAUGACUGUGGUAAAACCUUUAAUCAGAGCUCAACCCUCAGUCGACAUCGGAUAAUCCAUACAGGAGAGAAAUUACAUAAAUGUGAUGUGUGCGCCAAGGUCUUUAGUCAAAGUCCAGACCUUGUAACUCAUCAGAGAAUUCAUACUGUGGAGAACAUAGUGUCUGUGGGAAAAUCUUUCUUUCUUCCUCAGGCAUCAGUAGUCUUUCAUCAAAAUGCAGUCCUUGGACUUCAUCGGGAAAUUCAUACUAGAGAGAAACCUUACAAAUGUAAUGAAUGUGUCCCAGUCUUUAGUCAAAACACAAACCUUGCAAGUCAUCCAACAAUUCAUAAUAAUUCAUACCUUGCAAUUCAUCGGAGAAUUCAUACUGAAGAGAAACCUUACAAACGUAAUGUGUGUGGCAAAACUUUUCAUCAUGGCUUAACUCUCUGGCAUCAUCAGAUAAUCCAUACAGGAUCCAAACCAUAUAAAUGUGAUGUGUGUGUCAGAGUCUUUAAUCGAAAUGCAGUCCUUGCACUGCUUCAGAGAAUUCUUACUGGAGAGAAACCUUACAGAUGUCACGAGUGUGGCAGGGUCUUUUGUGAGAAGACAACCCUUACAAGGCAUCAAGAAAUUCAUAUUGCAGAGAAACCUUAA